AUGGCACUGCCUGAUUUCAAUGCUCUCAGAGACUUGCACAAUUCUGCCAAUGACCUCCUCCAUUCACCAGAAAUCCAACAAGUUCUUGUCAGCCAGAAACAAGAAAAAUGGCUUCACGAAGUCUCAGAGGCAUCUCUAAGAAUGUUGGACGUGUGUGGUGCAUCUAAAGAUGUUCUUUUGCUUGUCAGAGAACAUCUUGUAGACUUACAAUUCACAAUACGUAGAAAAAGGGUUUGCAAGCAAGAUAUUAGCACCGAAAUUGCAGCCUAUAAUCUCUACAGAAAGAAGCUAAAGAGAGGGACAUUGAAAUGCCUGAAAUCACUCAAGGGAAUGACAGGCAAAUCUGUAACAUCAGAUGCCUCACAUGUAGACCACAGCAUUGUGGUGGUUGUUGAAGUGCUAAGAGAAGUAAGUGCGACAGCCAUCACCAUUGUUGAAUCUUUAUUAUCACUCGUUUCAAUUCCAUGGCUGGAGCAGGGAUCAAGUAAAGGGUCCUUUAUAAGGUCCACGUUUUUGCGAUCAACUGGCCAGAGACUGUAUGAUUUUUUUGAUGAAACUGCACUUCAUAGUGCAAAUAAAAGAUUGGAGGCAGUUGAGAUUGCUGUAGAGCUAAAACUUUUGAGAAAAAAAAGGUCGAACCAUGCUGUUUACAUGGCAUGGUUACAACUUACAGUAAAGGCUUCUCUGUUCUCUGAUUACAUCUUCUAA
Populus nigra (black poplar) is the source of this 708-nucleotide messenger RNA. RefSeq lists its product as uncharacterized. The coding region runs from base 1 to 708 and encodes 235 amino acids. The transcript has a single exon. NCBI's taxonomy places the organism in Eukaryota, Viridiplantae, Streptophyta, Magnoliopsida, Malpighiales, Salicaceae. The record is from RefSeq and is a predicted model, not a curated record. Gene Ontology annotation, biological process: shoot system development; root development.